Messenger RNA from Mycotypha africana, 1320 nucleotides. Its product is annotated as Peroxin 13, N-terminal region-domain-containing protein. NCBI's taxonomy places the organism in Eukaryota, Fungi, Mucoromycota, Mucoromycetes, Mucorales, Mycotyphaceae. Gene Ontology annotation, cellular component: peroxisomal membrane; peroxisomal importomer complex; peroxisome. Bases 1 to 1320 code for a protein of 439 amino acids. Gene Ontology annotation, molecular function: protein binding. The transcript is spliced from 2 exons. Gene Ontology annotation, biological process: protein import into peroxisome matrix, docking. The record is from RefSeq and is a predicted model, not a curated record.
AUGCCAUCACCUCCAAAACCUUGGGAAGUGAACAAUGCCAAUGCCAAUACAGCAGUUGUAACUUCACCUACAACUGCAGCAUCAUGCUGUUCAACGAAUGCAGCUCCAGAUGUUCCUGCUAGAUCUACGAAUACAACAACAACAACUUUAGAUACAACAGCUUCUCCAGCGAGACCAACUUCCAUUGGCAACACAGGAUAUGGCUCUUUAGGUAGCGGUUACACUUCCGGAUAUGGAAACGGCUAUGGCGGUUUGGGGUCGUAUAAUCGAUUUGGAAGCAGUUAUGGUGGUUAUGGUGGCAGUUACGGUGGCUAUGGUAGUUAUGGUGGUUAUGGAGGCGGAUAUGGUGGUUAUGGAAGUUAUGGAGGCUACGGCAUGAAUCGAUACGGUGGUGGUUAUGGCAAUCGAUUCGGUCCACCAGGUGCUGGGCCUGAAGAUAUGAGUCUUACACAGCGAAUGGAGAUGGGCACUCGGUCUACAUUCGAAGUUAUUGAAAGUAUUGUCGGCUCAUUUGGAGGUUUCGCACAAAUGCUGGAAUCUACUUUUAUGGCCACACAUUCAAGUUUCAUGGCCAUGGUAGGUGUAGCAGAACAGUUGGGUUUCUUGAAAAACUAUCUUGGACAAGUGUUCAGUAUCUUUGCACUCUAUCGACUGGUCAAGAAGAUGUUUUAUAAAAUCACCGGUAGGCUGCUUUCAGCCAAAGCAAUGGAACUCAACUUUGCAGAUUUCCAGCAAUUCGAACAGAAAACAGCAGCAGCAGCAACAGCAGCAGCAGGACCAAAGAUGUCCCGUAAACCACUUAUCAUUUUCUUUGCCAUGGUGGUUGGUUUACCUUACAUGAUGCAUAAACUGAUCAAAGCCAUAGAACGACAACAAAAACGGCAAAUGGCUUUGCAGGGCAAUACUCCUGCCAACCCUGCUACUAAUCCAUUGGCAGGUAUUGACCCUUCCAAAUUAGAGUUUGCUCGAGCUAUGUAUGACUUUAAUGCAGAAUCAGCAACAGAAAUGACGCUAAAAAAAGGAGAUAUAGUAGCUAUUAUAUCCAAGCUAGAUCCUAUCACGAAUCAGACAAGUCAAUGGUGGAGAGGACGAUUGAGAGAUGGAACAAUGGGCAUGUUCCCUGCUAAUUAUGUUGAAAUCAUUCAUAAGAAUGGACCACCAGCCUCAGCCCAGAAUAAUGACAAUCAUAAUGCUUCGAAAGACGCCACCGGUGCUUUGCAGCAAGAAAAAAUAGCUGCUAUUACUGCUGGACCAGAUACUACUACCAAUACCAUAACUGCAACAACUGCUUCUGAAGGAACUCUCCAGAAAUCUACUUAA